GUGUUUCUGUUGUCAGUAGCAGUGACAGACUUUCAGACUCAGUGUGAGGAUGGGGCUCACUGUGCUCAGUGCGCUGUCCUUAUUCUUGCUGAAUAUUACCCUCUGCUGUGGAGACGCUCAAGAUGCUGAGCUGAGCCUUAAACCAAAUGUGUCCCAUUUAUUUGCUGGAGAGUCUGUAACCUUCAUCUGUGACAUGAGAGAGGGAAAUGCCACUGACUGGCUUUACAAAUUCAACUGGAAUGAUCAAGAAAUGGUCCACUUCACUAAAAGUAGCUCCUACUCACUUUACCUGACAGCAGAGCUGAGUGGGAAUUAUCAAUGUAUUGGUCGCCGCAAUGGCUCAAUAAAUUUUACAAAACAGAGUAAUAACCUCACUCUGUCCAUAUCAGCACUCAGACCCACGGCGACUAUAACAGCAGACAAGACAACUAUUCCAGUGGGGGGCUCGGUGACACUGACCUGCUCUGUUCAGGGCUCUGCUGGCUGGACGUAUGAUUGGUUCAGACAAAUCCCAGAUUCUCAUGAAGUAGUAAUUAAUACGAACACUUUGCAGAACUUCAUUAGUGUCUCAGAUGAAGGCAUCUAUCGCUGCAGAGGAAGAAGAGGAAACCCAGUUUUCUUCACAAACCUCAGCAAAGUGUAUCACAGUCAGAAAACAUUGUCCAACAGGGCCUUUGUGACUCUGCAACAGAACUGGACUCAGAUAUUCAGCGGUGAGAUGAUCACCAUCAAAUGUGAGAUCCAAGGAGGAGAAAACACUGAGUGGCAGUAUGAAUGGAGAACAACAAGCUCAAAACCACCUCCCACACACAGUGAAUACAACAUCAGCAGGGCUUCAUUUUCCUACAGCGGGCAAUAUUGGUGUAAGGGUAGAAGAGACUUGUUCUUCUCAACAGCUUGGAGUGAUGCUUUUACACUAGAAGUCUCAAAUAAACCCAGACCCACAAUUACUGCUGAUAGGAGAACAAUACCAGCUGGAGGCAAUGCAACACUCAGCUGCUCUGUGGGGAGCUACGCUGUUCACAGCGCUGUCGGCCGCUCCAAAGGAAACAGACCAAAGUCCAGCAUCAGUGCUGACAGUAGAGUCCUUCCAGAAGGUGACACAGUCACCCUGACCUGCUCUGUGACACCAUCUACUCCUGGUUGGAGUUACUACUGGUACAGAGGCAAGAAAACCUCAGAACCACUGAUGAUGGCAGAAGUUGUUCUCCACUCUGAUGGACAAAUCGGUGUAUCACAGGAAGGAGACUAUUGGUGCAGAGGAGGACGAGGCAACCCAGUUUACUACACAGACUACAGUGAUGUGAUCAGUAUUAAGAAAACUGUUAGAAACAGGCCUGCUGUGACUCUGCAUCCAAACUGGCCUGAGGUAUACAGCAGAGAGACAAUCACUUUGAAAUGUGAGAUCCCAGGAGAAGACACUGAGUGGGAUUAUGAGUGGGCAACAAGCAGCUCACAUCAACCUCCAAACCAAAAUGAAUACAAGAUUAACUCUGUUUCUAUAUCACACCGUGGGCACUACUGGUGUAAGGGCAGGAUGAGAAGUGCACAACAGAAUUCAACAAUGUGGAGUGCAUCCUUUCAACUAAAGAUAGUUUAUGAACAUCGUCCUGUCCUCACUGUGUCUCCAUCAUGGCUGAGUCCUGGAGCCUCAGUAACUCUGAACUGUGAGGUUGAACAUCCGUCUGCAGGAUGGAGAUUUUAUUGGUACAAAGCUGUUAGACGGGUGUCAGGUAUGUAUCACCCUUUCUUCAGGGGAUACAGACACAGGAUUUAUCGUAAAAUAAUUCAUCACCUCUACAAAUAUGAAUCGUUACCUGGAAGCAUCAGUGGGAUGGAAAAGAACUCUUAUAUUAUUCUUGGACAAACACACACCUCAGGAUAUGUGUGCAGAGCUGGAAGAGGAAAUCCAGUGCAUUUUACUGACUAUAGUGAACUAGUGUUUGCAUGGUCUGGAGAUUUUCAUUCAGCAGCCUCUCUCACAGUCAGUCCUAACAGUGUGCAGCACUUCAUCCAUGACUCUGUGUCACUGAAUUGUUCUGGAAACUCUUCUCAGUGGACAGUGAUGAAAUUUACUCAGCACGGAUACCUGAGAGAACUCUCGCAAUGUGGCAAAUGGGGGAUGAUGACUGAAUCCACAUGCAACAUAUAUCGUCACCGGUAUCAAGACGCCGUGUACUGUUGUGAGUCUGAAUCCGGAGAGUUAAGCAAUGGAGUCAACAUCACUGUACAUGUUACUGGUGUGAUCCUGCUGAGCCCUGUCCAUCCAGUCAAUGAGGGGGACUCUGUUGCUCUUGGCUGCAAGUUCAGGACAGGAAACUUAAAUUCCACCAUUACAUUCUACAAAAAUGGGAAACUAAUUCAAAAUGAUGACCGAAAAAACCUAAAUAUCCCUGCAGUGUCAAAGUCUGAUGAAGGUUUCUACAAGUGUGGAUAUUCAGGGCAUGAGUCACCAGAAAGUUGGAUGUCUGUAAAAGCAUCCAGAUCUUCACUUUCUGUCUCUCUAAUCAUGGGGCUGGUUAGUGGUGUCUCACUGAUUCUCCUGCUGUCCCUGCUGCUCUGUUGUUGGCACAAAAAACCAAAGGAUGAAUUUAUUUAUUUUUAUUUAUUUCAUAUAUUACCUGCCAGACACUGCCAUGGUAUGGACAAUUAUAAUUUAUUUGUAAUACUCACC
Messenger RNA from Oreochromis niloticus (Nile tilapia), 2674 nucleotides. RefSeq lists its product as uncharacterized. Gene Ontology annotation, cellular component: external side of plasma membrane. Gene Ontology annotation, molecular function: transmembrane signaling receptor activity. The transcript is spliced from 13 exons. The record is from RefSeq and is a predicted model, not a curated record. The annotation marks the transcript as partial. NCBI's taxonomy places the organism in Eukaryota, Metazoa, Chordata, Actinopteri, Cichliformes, Cichlidae. Gene Ontology annotation, biological process: immune response; cell surface receptor signaling pathway.